CAAUCAUUCUUGUUCCUUCCUGUUUUUGCUUCCCUCCAUUGGUUUUCUAUUCUCCUCUUUAAAGGGAUUCUUAUGGUUUGGAAUCUCUUCUGGACUGAUAUACUGUUAUGGGUCUCAAAUCAAUGGUACAGUGUUGAAGAUUUUUCUGAUUGCUAAUGGAGUACUAAACGGAUUGCAGCUUUUUGGUUUCCUAAUCAAAUGAUUAGUGAAUAGAAAGUAUGAGCUCUAGAUCAACUCAAUUUGCUAAUCCAGGAAGCAUGGCUAUAUAUGAGCCUAUCCACCAUGUUGGCAUGUGGGAGAGCACAUUUAAUCGCGAGAAUAUCCCAAACACGACAGUUGUUUGUAUAAAUGCACAAGUUGAUGCAAAACUAGACAACAAGUCAGAAUAUACGUCUUAUGACUCAGUAGGCCCUUCGGGAAACAAUCAAGAAACCAACAAAAUGUCCGAGAAGGUACAACGACGUCUAGCACAGAAUCGUGAAGCUGCCCGUAAAAGCCGUUUGCGAAAGAAGGCCUAUGUUCAGCAAUUGGAAACAUAUCGUUUGAAGUUAACGCAGUUGGAGCAGGAACUUGCUAGCGUUAGACAGCAGGGUGUGUAUAUCGGGGGAGCACUAAACACUGGUCAUGUAGGAUUGUCUGGACCUGUAAACUCAGCUGUUACUUCAUUUGAGAUGGAGUAUGGACACUGGAUUGAAGAGCAACAAAAGCACAAUUGUGAACUAAGAAAGGUAUUGCAAGGUCAUAUAAGCGACGUAGAGCUCCGUAUACUUGUGGACUCUGUUUUGAGUCAUUACUGCGAUCUCUUCCGCAUGAAAGCAGAUGCUGCAAAGGCUGAUGUCUUCUAUGUGAUGUCUGGCAUAUGGAGAACAUCAGUUGAGCGCUUUUUCCUUUGGCUCGGAGGAUUCCGCCCAUCGGAACUUCUAAAUGUUUUAAUGCCUCAACUUGAGAACUUGACCGAUCCACAAGUUGUGGCUGUUGGUAACCUGCGACUAUCAUCUCAGCAAGCUGAAGAAGCUCUCUCACAGGGAAUAGAUAGACUUCAGCAGACAUUGGCCCAGGGCAUUUCAGCUGAUUUCACUGAUGUGGGAAAUCAUGGUAUUCAGAUGAUUUCUGUAAUGGAGAAGUUGGAUGCAUUGGAGAACUUUGUGAACCAGGCCGAUCACCUUCGCCAACAAACUCUGCAGCAAAUGUCUCGCAUCUUAACAAUCCGCCAAGCAGCUCGAGGCUUGCUUGCCUUGGGAGAGUACUUUCACCGACUUCGCGCUCUUAGCUCACUUUGGGCUGCUCGUCCCCGUGAACAACCUCCUGCCUACAAUUUUUAGGAUCUCAUCGUUAGCAUCAUCGGAUUUGCAGAGUAUAUAUAUAUAUAUAUAUAUAUAUAUAUAUAUAUAUAUAUAUAUAUAUAUAUAUAUAUUCGUAGUUGUAUCUUACGUUCAUGUAUUGCAGACUUACAUUAUAAUCUGUUUAUAUGUGUAAGGUAGCUUCUCAAGUUUGUAGAUGUGAAUCAUAAUAGUGUUUCCAUGUAUGUAGGUAGAGGAGAUCAAAUUGAAGUUUUAUAUGGAAUUCCCCUGUUGUAAAAUGAAGUGUAUUGAAGGGAUCGGUAACACUUCAUGUAGAAUUCAGGCUUCAGAUAUAGUGGAUUAUGGAUAUAUGCUAUUUCUCGUGUAAUGUUGAGAUAAUACUUGGUUU
Molecule: messenger RNA, 1689 nt
Organism: Rhododendron vialii
Lineage: Eukaryota; Viridiplantae; Streptophyta; Magnoliopsida; Ericales; Ericaceae
Product: transcription factor TGA3-like
Exons: 9
Coding region: 219-1322 (367 amino acids)
Biological process (GO): DNA-templated transcription; regulation of DNA-templated transcription
Molecular function (GO): sequence-specific DNA binding; DNA-binding transcription factor activity
Source: RefSeq, a predicted model, not a curated record